Messenger RNA from Sceloporus undulatus (fence lizard), 691 nucleotides. Its product is annotated as zinc finger protein 215-like. The transcript has 2 exons. The coding region runs from base 80 to 691 and encodes 203 amino acids. Gene Ontology annotation, biological process: regulation of DNA-templated transcription. Lineage: Eukaryota; Metazoa; Chordata; Lepidosauria; Squamata; Phrynosomatidae. The record is from RefSeq and is a predicted model, not a curated record.
GGAUGUCCAUGGCAUGAUCUCUUUGGGCAACCUUUGCUUUAUGGCAUAGUCAGCAAGAGGAGGGAGCAGGACUUCAGCCAUGCUGGCAGCCACCUUGGAGCACAGGCCAAAGAUGGAGCAACAAAAUGCAAAUGGCUAUGGGGCAGGAAGAAGCCCUAAUGCAUUCUGGGCUGCAGGAAGGAAAGAUGUGUGGGAUGAUUUUGGGAUGCUCAACUCAAAUGUUCAUGGCCAGCAUUUCGGGAUGCUCAACUCAAAUGUUCAUGGCCAGCAUUUCGGGCAGAUCCAAUACCCAGAGGUUGAGGUUCCCCAAGAGACCUGCAACCAACUCUACAAUCUCCAUCAUCCGUGGCUGAAACCCAAGCAACACACCAAGGGUCAGAUGCUAGACCUGGUGAUCCUGGAGCAGUACCUGAGUGUCCUCCCUCUGGAGUUGGCAAGCUGGGUCCGGGCAUGUGGGGCAACGACCGCUUUCCAGGCGGUGACCCUAGCAACGAGUUUCCUCCUGAGUCAGGCAGAGGAGCAGAUGCAGCAUGUACUGCAGGUGACUUUUGAAGAUGUAGCUGUGGAUUUCAAUGAGGAAGAGUGGGCCUCACUGGAUCCAGAGAAAAAGACCCUACACAGAGAGGUCAUGAAGGAGAAUUACACAAUGGUGACUUCUCUGGGUAAAAAGCCCUUUGGUUCUUGUGGAUAA